Colletotrichum lupini is the source of this 948-nucleotide messenger RNA. RefSeq lists its product as uncharacterized. Bases 1 to 948 code for a protein of 315 amino acids. The transcript is spliced from 6 exons. The record is from RefSeq and is a predicted model, not a curated record. NCBI's taxonomy places the organism in Eukaryota, Fungi, Ascomycota, Sordariomycetes, Glomerellales, Glomerellaceae.
AUGCGAAAAGGUGAGAGCCAACGCAGUGCAGGUGACGUAUGCAUCGCCGCUUGGAGCAUUCAGUCGGGUCCCAAGACGCAUGUUCGGGUUCACACGCCGUUCAUCCGGUCCAAGGCGGUGCUGUGGCUCAAAAGCUUUCAAUGUGGAACAAUCUGCAUAACAGUCAACAGUUAUCACCAACGUCAGGGGCUCCGGAGUGGUUGUGCCGGCGGGACUCUCUCCAAGCCGAUUAGGAACUUUGGAAGUGAAGAAGCGGCAUGGCGGCGACUCCUGUCAAAGAUUGAGUGGGGGGUACCAUGUAAAGUUUUGAUUGUUGAUGUCGGCCUCGCCCGCCCUCUUAUCCCUAUGUCUCGCCAUCGACUCACUGUCACCCUAUCAUCAGCCCCUCGAACGCACCCAAAGCUUUGCCGCGUAACCACAUGCACUGGUCUAGAUAUCCAGCCAUCUGAGAUUUGGAACUCAGGAGUCCAACACUUCAGCUACCAUUGUCCAUCUGAUAACAUCGCCAAGCAAAAUGGCGCACUUUGCGUCGAGCAGGGAAUAGCAUUAUUCGAGGUCCCUCUACGGAGACAGCCACGCGUCGCCCACGUAGAGUUCGGAUUUCCCGGUAUGGGUCCCGGGUUUUCCGCUGCCCUGGAAAAGAAUUCUCGCAUACAUUUGACCCUGGGAAAUCGGACCUUAAUUUAUCGUGAGUCUCCUGGCGACGCGCGAUAUCGCCUCCCGCCGCCGCUUACAAACUUCAACACCAGAGCUGUGAUAGUAAACAGCUCAGCAAUAAGGCCGAGACCUGAGCCCGGUGUCCGGGAGCAUCCCCCACAUGCCGGGUCGUGGAACUUCGCCGAUGGAUGGGGCUCACCGUGGAUCAUCAUCACCACGAACUACGGAGGUAAACUCGGGACGUCGGCGCUAUCGCCCCAUCGGCCACGCAACGAUGACGGCGGAGCAUGA